Messenger RNA from Aspergillus sclerotioniger CBS 115572, 2138 nucleotides. Its product is annotated as serine/threonine-protein kinase. The transcript has a single exon. The record is from RefSeq and is a predicted model, not a curated record. Gene Ontology annotation, cellular component: cytoplasm. Gene Ontology annotation, biological process: protein phosphorylation; microtubule cytoskeleton organization; intracellular signal transduction. Lineage: Eukaryota; Fungi; Ascomycota; Eurotiomycetes; Eurotiales; Aspergillaceae. Gene Ontology annotation, molecular function: ATP binding; protein serine/threonine kinase activity; tau-protein kinase activity. The coding region runs from base 139 to 2085 and encodes 648 amino acids.
UCUCCCGCCCACUCUACAUCCUCUUCCUCCUUCCCUUCAUAUGCCAGUGUCCAGUCAUCCGCGAACACCGCUAGAGAUAGAUCGUGGCUGUCUGAACAUUAACGCCUUGCAAAAUAUUCUGCUCUCUCUCCCGAGGGCAUGGCUCAGACUGUGAGAAACAACGGGUUGGCUGGCUUGAAGCUUGAGACGUCCUUUCAGCAUACCCAUAGACCUCGGUGGCGGGGUGAGGAUGGAGGCAGGGGAACGACGGAUGAGCGAGAUGGUAUCGAGGGCGAUCGUACAAACAUCUUUCACGAUUAUCACGCACCCCGUUGCGGUACUGAUGAAGACAACAGUGCUUUGAGUGGUCUGCACUCAGCGACACCCCCCAUCUCGGUACCCCGUCAUGAUGACUAUCCCAAGCAAAAUGUCGACUUUCCUCACAAGCCAGAGGACCUGCAGGCAUCAUCUCCGCUUGAUAGCUUUCUUCAGGAGCGCCGCCCUUCCAUCAGCUUCGACACCACCGCUGUCCUCGACUCUGGCCGACGUCGGCCGCUAGAGGAUCCUUUGGCGAGAGGAGACGCCCGGAACCGGACGCAAAGGUUCCAGGCAAGAAGUUCGAGCUUGAGGAACUCUCUACCUCAAGAAGACGAUGCUGACAACGACGGAAGGCAGGUGGGACUCAGUGCUAGCCUCAGGAGGCAGCGAGACCGACGAGCCGUCCCUACCGGGAUUCCUCGCGACAGUUUUCCCGAAGAGAAUGGCACUAUCGCAUCUGACAUUGAGCACCCUACAUCUCUCACCUCUGUGUCAACCGCAUCUCCGGUCACAGAGGAGUUGCGAACGCCCCCAGAAGAGUCUCGGGGAAUCUUAGCAUCACCUGUUUGUGUGGCAUCACCUGUACAGACAUUCGCAUCGCUCGAUGAUCGCAGCUCCUGGUCAGGCAGCGCCAUGACGCCCUUUGGGAGCAAAGCACGAGCCCUUCGGGUGUCUACACGCCAGCGGUCUCGCAGAUCUACCGCCUCGAGCAGCAAAUCUCCGGCGAGUAUGUUCCUUUCUAUGUGGAGCGCUGGUGGUGAGGAGCCAGCUCCGCAACCAGAUGAUGAAGGGCAAAUGGUCGGGACUGAGUAUGUCCUUGGAAAGCAGAUCGGAUUUGGUGGUUUCAGCACCGUGAAAGAGGCCUACAAGGUCGAGGAGAGUGGCAAAACGAAAAACCUCGCCGUCAAGAUUGUCAAGAAACAAAUCUCUGGACGGAGCGAGAAAGAAAAUGACGAAGUCCAAGCGGAGUUUGACCACGAAGUUCGAGUCUGGCGAUAUCUAAGCCAUCCCAACAUACUGACAUUGGACGCGGUCUACGAAACCGAUUACGCCACAUUCUGCUUCACGAAGCUGGCUAUUGGUGGCACACUCUUUGACCUCGUCCGACAGAACCGCCGUGGGUUGGACAUGGCACUGGCCAAGAAAUAUUCGUAUCAGCUCGCAUGCGCCCUGAGGUACCUGCACGAGGAUGCUCGAGUGGUUCACAGGGACAUUAAGCUGGAAAAUUGCUUGCUCGACCCUACCGAGUCACCUGAUGGAACACAGACAUCUACCCUCGUUCUCUGCGAUUUUGGGAUGGCAGAAUGGAUGAACACUGACAACGACGAUGCUUCUCCCGAUCCCUACGAUAACGCGGCGGACCGACCGCCGCCGAAGACUAUCGGCCCAGCUGGAUCCAGCACCAGCGUUGCGGGAAGCCUUGAAUAUGCUUCUCCCGAACUACUACUCUCCACUAAUGGAGUCAUCAGUCCUUCGGUGGACAUGUGGGCAUUUGGCGUCAUCGUCUUCACCGUCCUCGUCGGAUCACGGCCAUUCCAGGAUCCUUUCGCUCCUCGGAUCCAAUCGAAUAUCCUCAGCGGAAACUGGAACCAACACGCUGUUCUGGGUGACGAAGACGAUGGCCGGCUUCACCAGGAUAAACACGAUGCACUGGAGUUAAUAAUGGGUUGCUUACAUAUGAAUGUUAAUAAGCGGUGGACGAUCCGCGAUGUGCUAUGCUCUCGCUGGCUGCGGGAGUUUAGUGAAAGCGCCGAGGACAGCCCUACCGAGUCGGUGUGGAAGCUGUAAGCUUCGCUUCGUGAAGCUGCAAGGCUGCAGUGCCUCGACAUUAUACCCUCUCU